GCGCCAGCAGCAUGAGCAUGGCAGGAGCGUUGAAGAAACCACUGCUGGUCGAGACGCAGGAACCCGACGAGGACGUCGGUGCGAUGGCGUCGAGUUAUGACGCCGACAGCGCCAACCUCGACGCCAACCUCGCGUCCGCGUACAAGCGCAUGGUCUCGGCGAAACAGUCCGUGUCCUUUGGCACGCCCAAGUCGGACACGGACAGCAUCCGCAUGAGCAGCGCCGAGAACGGGCUCGGGACGCCCAAGUCGGACUUUUCGUCGUCGCGCUACUCGGUGUCGCAGUUCUCCAACUCGAACUCGCGCCUCUCGUCCGCGUCGACGUCGCGGGUGUCUCUGCGCGAAGCCGCGAAAUCGCUGGUGUCGCAGCGCAAGCUCACGAUCCACGACGAAGAAGUGCGGUUACCGCACCCGGACGACGUCCGUGAGAGCAUCCGCAUGAUCCACGCCCACUCUCGACGCGACCUGCCCAACGAGUGCGAUAUGUCGACCGACGUCGUGAUUCAAAAGAAGACGUACACGCUGGCCUUGUCGCGCGACCUGCUCGUGUGGUCGACCGGGAGAAAACAAGUCGGCUGCAUCGAGACGGACGACAUUGUUGGCGCCGCGCCCAUCAGUGGCAAGAAGGACGCGUUCCGCGUGCAUUUCUUCCGCAAAGGCAAAGGUCGAGGCGCCAAAGCGCUCCUGCGUCGCCCGUCGACCAUGGACGUGCAGUCAAGAAACGAGGCAAUUGCGUCCGGCUGGAUCACGGCGCUGCAGGAGCUCGUGCGCUGGCAGGCGCGCGUGCCGCCAGCGACGCAGAUGCGCAAGAUCCGCGUCGUUGUCAACCCGCACUCGGGCGCGCGUCGGGCACCGCAGAUAUGGGAGAACGACGUCAAGCCGUACUUUGAUCUCGCCGGGUUCGACUACCACGUCGACUACACCACGUACGGAGGCCACGCCGUCGACAUGGGAAAGGAGUACUCGCCCGAAGAAGGCUACGAAGCGAUCGUGUUUGUCAGUGGCGACGGCACGAUCUGCGAGUACAUGAACGGGCUCCUCGCGCGCCCCGAAGACGAGUGGAAGCAAGUGGUGGCAUCGACGCCGAUCUCGCUCAUCUCGGCCGGCACGCAAAACGCAUUUGGCACCGGGGUCGGGAUUCCGACGACGGCCGCGGCCGUCUACUGCAUCAUCAAGCGCAAGCUGCGUCCGUUGGAUGUGAUCACUGCGAUUGCCGAGCACGAUCGGGAGGUCGUGCACUACAGCUGCUGCGGGCUUGGCUGGGGCGUCGCGGCCGACAUUGCCGAAGAGUCGGAAAAGUACCGCUGGAUGGGCACGAAGCGCUACGCGUUCCUCAAGAUCAAGCGGGCACUGUUUCCUCGCCGACACACGGGCCAAAUCAAGUACAUUCCCGUGCUGCCCGAGCCGACCCUUCGCAAGUACGACGACAUCAAGAACGAAGGAGCUGACGACCAGUUUGAUAUGGAGGAAGGCAACAUCUACGACGGCCUCGCGCGACUCCGUAGCCAGAGCAUGGCUCGCCCCGUCGGCGCAGUGCGAAGUCCAGCGAGUGCGCGGCGCUACAAGGAUGAGGCGUGGGUGGUCGAACGAGGCAAUUUUAUCGUCGUCGGGGCCGUCAACGCGGCGCCCGACGGCGUCUACUGCCACCCGUCGGACGGCUGCCUCGACCUCAUGAUUGUGCGCAAGGGCAACUUUUUCCAGACGCUGCAUUUACUCGGGCUCUACUUGGUCGGAAAAGAGCUCCAGAGCAAGCAGCUCACGUACAAGAAGAUCAAAGCGCUCGUGAUCGAGCAAGACCAGCCAAAUGGGUGCCUCAACAUGGACGGCGAAGUGCUCCAUGGUCCUGGCCCGUUCCGCAUGGAGGUUGUGCCGAGCCUCUUUAAAGUGCUCUCGGAAAAGUAG
Messenger RNA from Saprolegnia parasitica CBS 223.65, 1901 nucleotides. RefSeq lists its product as hypothetical. The record is from RefSeq and is a predicted model, not a curated record. The coding region runs from base 12 to 1901 and encodes 629 amino acids. Lineage: Eukaryota; Oomycota; Saprolegniomycetes; Saprolegniales; Saprolegniaceae. Gene Ontology annotation, biological process: sphingosine biosynthetic process. Gene Ontology annotation, cellular component: membrane; cytoplasm; intracellular membrane-bounded organelle. The transcript has 10 exons. Gene Ontology annotation, molecular function: kinase activity.